AUCACAUUCACCUCCACACACACACACACAUAUACACACACUGUUGUGAGGACUGAGGAGAGAGAAAGCUGUGGUGGAGAGAGAAUUGAAGCCUUCUAUGCCAUGGAGACUGCAAUUAUUGGCAGACUAUCUCUCUCACCCAACCAUGUAAUUAAUCGCAACUCAGGGGAUAGACAUUAUUUUUAUAAAGGAUUGUGCAACCACCGUGGCUUGCUUGUGCCUGUGUCAGCUACUGGAUCUUCUAAGGGAGGAGUAUUAGACAGACCUGUAAUAGAGAAAACAAAUCCUGGACGUGAAUCUGAGUUUGAUCUGAGGAAAUCAAGAAAAAUAUCUCCUCCAUAUCGUGUAUUACUGCACAAUGACAACUUUAACAAAAGGGAAUAUGUUGUGCAAGUCCUGAUGAAGGUUAUACCGGGAAUGACAGUUGACAUUGCAGUCAAUAUCAUGCAAGAGGCACACCACAAUGGCAUGGCAGUGGUAAUUAUAUGUGCUCAGGCUGAUGCUGAAGAUCACUGUAUGCAGUUGAGAAGCAACGGGCUUCUGAGCUCUGUUGAACCCGCAGGUAGUGGAUGCUAAAAGGAGAGCGAGAGAGAGCCCGUCCUUGUGGUUGUGGCCAGGUCGACAUAGUUGUAUAAUGGUCGUUAAAAAUGACAUCUACAUGUGUAUAUAUUUGUCACAGUAGCCAUUGUCUAUGUGAAUCUUGGUUUAUGCUGUGGUAAAUUUUAGACGAGAAAGUUAUUAAUACAUAAUAAUGCUUUUCACUUA
This is a messenger RNA of Beta vulgaris subsp. vulgaris (sugar beet), 765 nucleotides long. RefSeq lists its product as hypothetical. The record is from RefSeq and is a predicted model, not a curated record. The transcript is spliced from 3 exons. Lineage: Eukaryota; Viridiplantae; Streptophyta; Magnoliopsida; Caryophyllales; Amaranthaceae. Gene Ontology annotation, biological process: proteolysis; protein catabolic process. The coding region runs from base 103 to 576 and encodes 157 amino acids.